GAGGCAGAUAUAUUCUAAAGUCUGGAGAUAAACCGAAAAAAAUGGAUCCGAAGAAAACGUUAACCUGGUUUUUUGGCCUGCCAUCGGUGCGCUAUUCCCAGAUCGCUAUCGUUAUGGCGGGCGAUCUGCUGGCCCUAUCCAAUCUGUAUCCCAAGCACUCGAGGUACAUUUCGAGUCCUUUUUUGCUGUGGCAGGAUCUACAAGAGGAGGAGAGAAGCCGCCCGGACUAAGGCCAUCUCACCAGUUCUAAUACAUUUAUAUUUUUUUAUCUGCGUGGGAGACGUUUUAUGGCCCCAAAGAUUUGACCCAACCAACCUUGAGUUUCAAUGCCAAUGCCAGGCCCAUGACGUCACUUGUAUCUGGAUGCUCGUUGCUGGUUAAAUAUACUUUAUAUUCUGCAGCUCAGGACCCGAGAGCCUCGUGAGCCUCUUCAAAUGCCCGGCCAAAUUAACUCGACUCCUCAUUAAAGUCCAAAAAUUCGAAAGUUUCGACCGCCGUCGUCUGGAAAUAAACGUCAAUUUAAACGAAGCCUCCGAUCGGGAGGGACGCACUCAGGGUGGGGGGUUGGUUGGCGGUUGAAAAAAUUGAAAAUUCUCAAAAAGCCGCUUUUGUUGAUGUGGCCAAAAAAGGUCUACAGCCUUGCCUUGUAUGCAGUCCUACGGCCUGUUUCAUUUUCGUUUUUGGGAGUUGCGUUGCCUCCGUAUUAUCUUGUUUUCAGUUUCCAGCUCCGAUAUUUUCGCUCGGUUUUAUUUUUUGUUUUUUAACUGCCGUUUUUGGUGUGCAUGCGUCAAGGAUGAUUUGUAUUUGUGCAUAAGGCGAUGCCAGCAUUUCGAUUUUCUGUAUUCAAUUUGUAUUCGAUUUCGUUUGUGACCCGGCCCGGGGAGCUUCCUGCUUUGAGUCAGUGUCCGUGUCCGGCUUUUAACACGUACACCUACAUAGUAAUUAGUCACCCAGAUCAAAGACCGCCGCCGACAGAGUUCAUUCUCGGAACUAAUGCAACUGUUUGCUUAGCACCAACAAGCGUAGCUUGGUUCUUAGAUAAGUCGGGGAAACGGGCUUACUACGUUU
This is a messenger RNA of Drosophila suzukii, 1068 nucleotides long. NCBI's taxonomy places the organism in Eukaryota, Metazoa, Arthropoda, Insecta, Diptera, Drosophilidae. The record is from RefSeq and is a predicted model, not a curated record.